Messenger RNA from Epithele typhae, 1896 nucleotides. Its product is annotated as long-chain-fatty-acid-CoA ligase. Gene Ontology annotation, biological process: long-chain fatty acid metabolic process. Bases 1 to 1896 code for a protein of 631 amino acids. NCBI's taxonomy places the organism in Eukaryota, Fungi, Basidiomycota, Agaricomycetes, Polyporales, Epitheliaceae. The transcript has 13 exons. Gene Ontology annotation, cellular component: membrane; endoplasmic reticulum. Gene Ontology annotation, molecular function: long-chain fatty acid-CoA ligase activity. The record is from RefSeq and is a predicted model, not a curated record.
AUGCCCGCCAGCUCCCAGUCAAACGACGAUCCGUACAAGUGGCCAGCAAAUGCCGACUACAGCAGGCAGUCCAUCACGCUCCCCGGCACUGCGCUCCCGGGCGAGACACGUCUUGACGAGGGCCUCCGUCGCAGCGCGGGCGGGCCCUUCCUCGGCCACCGGCCCAUCCUCAGCCGGGCGCCGCUCACUCUCGCCAACUAUCACGUGUGGCAGUCCUGGCCCGAUGUCGACGCCCGCCGCCGCGCCGUCGGCAGCGCCGUCCACAAGCUCUUCCAGUCCGGGGAGCUCGUCGCGGGCGACCUCGAGACCGUCGGGAUAUGGAGCAAGAACUGCCCCAACUGGCUGCUCGUCGACCUCGCGAUGCAGGCGUACCAGAAAGUCAGCGUGCCGCUCUACGACACCCUGGGCGCGGAUGCCGUUGAACAUGUCGUCAACCACGCGGGGCUGAGCAUAAUCUUCGCAGCUUCGGAGCACGUGCCGCAUCUACUCAAGCUGUCGCCCAACACGAAGACGACGCUCACCGAAUGGGCGUCGACAAGAGGGAUCAAGUUCACGACCAUGGAAGAGUUCGAGGCUUUCGGCCGCAAGAACCUCACGGACGUGAUUUAUCCCUCGCCGAGCACCAUCGCGACCAUUUGCUACACCUCGGGCACGUCUGGCACGCCCAAAGGCGUCCUCCUCUCGCACGGCAACCUCGCCAUUUCCGUGACCGCCUAUCUGCACUACAUCCAAGACGAGGGCCCCGAACGCACCGCGCUCUCCUUCCUCCCGCUCGCGCACAUCUACGAGCGCAUGAUGGAGUUCUGCACGACCGCGAUCGGCCGCCGGAUCGGCUACACGUCCAACGACCCGCUCCGGCUGCUCGAGGACAUCCAGCUCCUCCGCCCGCACUUCGUCGCGCUCGUCCCGCGCGUGCUCAACCGGCUCUACCAGGCGAUGGCCGUCGCCGCGGACGCCCCCGGCCUGCGCGGCGUGCUGUUCCGGCGCGCGCUCGAGACGAAGGUGCGCAACAUGCGCGCGACGGGCUCGAUGACCCACCCGGUGUGGGACCGGCUCGUCUUCCAAAAGAUCAACAACGUCCUCGGCGGCCGCAUGACGAAGAUCGCGUCCGGGUCGGCCCCGCUCGGCCAGCGCGUCUGCGACUUCCUCAAGGUCUGCACGCUCGCGGACAUAGUCGACGGGUACGGCAUGACCGAGAACGGCGGCUGCUGCCUCGGCGGGACCGUCGGGAGCAUCGUGCCCACGGUGGAGGUCAAGUUCAUCGACGUGCCCGCGCUCGGGUACCACGUCACGGACAAGCCGUUCCCGCGCGGCGAGAUCCUCAUGCGCGGCGACGGCCGCUUUGUCGGGUACUACAAGGAGGAGGCCAAGACGCGGGAGACGAUCGACGACGACGGCUGGCUGCACACGGGCGACGUGGGCACGACGGACGGCCAGGGGCGGCUGCGGAUCAUCGACCGGUACGUCGCGCUCGAGAACGUCGAGAACGUGUACGCGAUGUGCCCGCUCGUCGCCCAGGCGUUCGUCUACGGCGACUCCCUCCGCCACUUCCUCGUCGGCGUCGUCGUCCCCGACCCCGCGCAGCUCGCCGCGCUCGUCGCCAGGACCGGGCGCCCGCCGCUCGACGCGGGCAACCCGGCGGCGGUCGCGGCGUGCAUCAGGGACCCGAAGGUCGCCGAGGCGUUCCUGGCGGAGCUGGAGCGCGACGAGAACGUGAAGAAGCUCAAAGGCUUCGAGAAGAUCAAGCACCUCCAUCUCACGCUGGAUGCGUUCACGAUCGACAACGGGUGCCUCACGCCUACGAUGAAGCUGAAAAGGAAAGAGUCGUACAUGAAAUUCAAGGAGCAGAUCGACGGCAUGUACGCGUUGGCAGACCCCGCUUCGGCGAGGCUGUAG